Molecule: messenger RNA, 1272 nt
Organism: Sorex fumeus (smoky shrew)
Lineage: Eukaryota; Metazoa; Chordata; Mammalia; Eulipotyphla; Soricidae
Gene: TMEM86B
Product: transmembrane protein 86B
Exons: 3
Coding region: 211-894 (227 amino acids)
Cellular component (GO): membrane
Source: RefSeq, a predicted model, not a curated record
ACAGUCCUCAUCAGCUGACGAAGGAGCCUUUGUCCCCAUGCAUACCUUAUCAGCAGUGCCAGGCGGAGCCAUCACCAGGCGGGCAGCAUCCCAGGCCUGUUAUCAGCCCAGAGUCCACAGGACACGCUGGGUUAACGUGUAACCACGUACCAUCCCUCACCCCAAAGCAUUCAGUGUCCAGAAGGCCCUAGCAGGGUUAACACAGCCAACAUGGAUGCCAGGAAAGAGGGGCUGUCCCGAAAGGUUCGCUCCUCAGCCCAAAAGCAGCCGCCUGUGUACAGGUGGCUCAUCCCAUUUGUGCUUGCCUGUGUCGUCUUCUUCCUGCUCUGGAUUCCUGAGGACCAGCCGUCGGGCUUUAGCGCCCUAGUCAAGAGCCUGCCCAUCUUUUGCCUGGUGCUGUUCAUGCGGGCCACGGCUUCUCAACAGAGCUCCUGCACCUGCCUGAUGGUGGCUCUUCUGUGUUCUGCCGUGGGAGACAUCUGCCUCAUCUGGCCGCAUGCCUUCCUCUACGGUAUGGGUGCCUUCGCUACAGCCCACCUGCUGUACAUCUGGACCCUGGGCUUGGCACCACUGCGGCCGGGCUUGCUGCUACCUAUUGGGCUCUUCUCUGUGCCCUACUCGGCCCUCCUGCUGCUGCACGUGCCCCCAGACAUGGUGUUUCCUGUGAUGGCCUACGCAGUCAUCCUGGCUGCCAUGCUGUGGCGUGGCCUGGCCCGGGGUGGUGUGGCCAGAUGGGGGGCGCUGCUCUUUGUUGUCUCGGACUCUGUGCUGGCCUGGACCACCUUCGCCCGGCCCCUGCCUCAUGCCCGCCUGGUGGUCAUGACCACCUAUUAUGCUGCGCAGCUCCUGCUGGCUCUGUCAGGGGUCAGGGGCACGCAUCUCAAGACCCACUGAGUAGAGGCACAAUGGGCCAGAGGUACGCUUCCUCCCAUCAUGCCCCCUUCAGGACCCCUGACACCAGCCUGCCUGGGGCCAUACCCAGGGGCAUGGAGCUGGGCUCGGGGCUCCAGUGCUCCCAUCUGCAGGCACCGGGCUAUCAGGAGAUGGCAGCAGAGUGUUGGGUGGAUUCAGAACCUGGCCCUGAGUUCCAGUACCUUCCUUCACUUCCCAUUUCCCAUCCCAGACCCUCAGCCAGACUCUCGUUGGGGGCCUGCUAGUCUCCAGCCUGCCUCUGUGUCCCUUGGCCGCCACCAGCCUUGUCAGGGGCCAAGACCUAGAGGAGAUACGGAAAGAGACAACCCCACCCCAUUGUUUGGGUGGGGCCUGCUCAAG